ACUUGAUGCAUUUAGAAGUCAUGAAUCGUAAAUUGGAUUUAGCUGCCAAGUGGUUCCGUACAUUCAAGAGGGAAUCCCCGUAUGAUUAUGUUGGGAAAAUGACGCCCAAGAUGUGGAUAUUGGUUUUCCAGAUUUACAGCGGUGGGAAUUUACAUCUUUGGGAAUUGAAAAGCACAGAAUUGGCCUCAAUUAGGUAUGACCCAAAGAAUAGUAGGUUUGUCGACUCCAUCAAGUCCAAUGACUUAUUGGCCGAUUUCAGAAAAUCUGGGUUGCAAGUUGCCGAGAUGGGAUUGGAAUUCCAUGAAACUUUGAUUUGCAGUUUGGGGUACGAAGGUAAAUUGUCACAACUUUUUAAUUUUAUCGAGUCAGUAUGGGGAGUUGACGAAACUGGGAAAAUAAUUUCCGACGAUGUUAAAUUGAAACCGAAUGAUUCUAGGUAUCCAACCAUGAACACUGUUAUUAGUAUAUUUUCUAGUAUUGCAUAUAACGGUCAUUUCUUUGACGCAAUGAAGUUUGUUAGUGAAUUCCAGAAAUCAUACGAAAUAACUGGAAGUAAUGCAUUAGACAAGAGGUUUUUCGAUCUGAUUUUCAGCUGGUGCGAUAUGUCCACUAAAUUUGAAGAAGAUCGUGCCUUGCUGUAUUUCUUGAGACAAACCAAUGUGAAAACCAACGGUACACCUACCUUGAAUGAAAUUUCCAAUGACGUUAACUUUGACUAUGAGGGAUUCUUGGAAUUCGUCAAGAAACUUAAACAGGAAAGAAACCAGGCAUUUCAACAGCUAUGGGAUAUUUACCAAACUGACGAAAUAGAUUUCAACCACAGCAUCUACUCCACAUAUUUGAACUAUUUGAAAGAAGGAAUAGCUGAUAAUCUAGAACAGAAAUAUUAUGAUUAUUUGUCAGCAUUAUUAAGACAAUACCAAGCAUACCACACCACAUCACAAUCGUUUAAUAGACGUGCCAACCUUGGCUUUGAACCCGUCAAUGAAAAGCAUCAAUCGGUAUACAUACUUUAUCAAGCGGCCAUGAAGGAAUUGAUCGACAUCAAGGGGAAAUCCUUGUACAUAGGCCAAUGCCAACCCUUGAUUGAUGAAUGGUCCCUUGAUACCGCCAUGAAACAACAAUUGAGUGAUUGGUUCAAGCACGAGAAAUUGAAUCAAUUUAAGAGGUUGAGAGAGAAGAAGAGACAAGAGUUUAUGAUGACCUUAAAGAAGGAGGAUGAUGAGGAUGAUUCGUUGUUGAGCUUGAUGUAGAAGAAGUAUUUAUUGUGUUGUAAAUAAAAUUGAAUUUUGGCUG
This is a messenger RNA of Spathaspora passalidarum NRRL Y-27907, 1296 nucleotides long. RefSeq lists its product as uncharacterized. The record is from RefSeq and is a predicted model, not a curated record. The transcript has a single exon. Bases 21 to 1253 code for a protein of 410 amino acids. Lineage: Eukaryota; Fungi; Ascomycota; Pichiomycetes; Serinales; Debaryomycetaceae.